AUGAAUAACACUGAUCCUACAUCGUUCCAGAGCAUACUGGCUGGCGUCAAGAGACUGCGGGAGAAGGAAGGCGGGAAGGAAGACAAUGCUGAAUCGAAUCGCAAAGACCAAAGAUCUGGCUCAGCAACAGAGAGUGCCACGGUAGUGGAAAAGCCCGGGAGGGUGAUCAAUGCCUUCAAUCAACAGGGCAGAAUUAGGCCCUCCGCUGGCACAGCAGAAGGCGGUCCAAAAAGUCAAGCGGGAGUGAAUGCUGGGAAGACCAUUUUGGUGAAUACAACACAAAAGGAGAACCCGUUGCUGAAUCACCUGAAGAACACGAAUUGGAGAUACGUUUCAUCUGCAAAGGGGACAAAGGUAUAUUAUGAUUACUUAAUCAAGAAGCGAUCUGUGCUGUUUCUCACUCUGACAUAUCACAAACUAUAUGCCGAUUAUAUUGGCCGUCGAAUACUGCCGUUGCAAAAUAACGGAGACAAUAUUCUCAUAUUUGUAGUAGAUGACACCAAUUCGGAAGACAUAUUGAAAGAUAUCACGAAGAUGUGUAUGUUCAAGGGUUUCACGCUUCUUCUGGCGUUUAAUUUUGAACAAGCGGCGAGAUACAUCGAAUAUUUGAACAGCUAG
This is a messenger RNA of Torulaspora globosa, 618 nucleotides long. RefSeq names its product DNA repair protein RAD10 (gene RAD10). Bases 1 to 618 code for a protein of 205 amino acids. The transcript has a single exon. Gene Ontology annotation, cellular component: nucleotide-excision repair factor 1 complex; ERCC4-ERCC1 complex; nucleus. The record is from RefSeq and is a predicted model, not a curated record. Gene Ontology annotation, biological process: nucleotide-excision repair; meiotic mismatch repair; mitotic recombination. NCBI's taxonomy places the organism in Eukaryota, Fungi, Ascomycota, Saccharomycetes, Saccharomycetales, Saccharomycetaceae. Gene Ontology annotation, molecular function: damaged DNA binding; single-stranded DNA binding.